Molecule: messenger RNA, 1160 nt
Organism: Dioscorea cayenensis subsp. rotundata (Guinea yam)
Lineage: Eukaryota; Viridiplantae; Streptophyta; Magnoliopsida; Dioscoreales; Dioscoreaceae
Exons: 2
Coding region: 139-672 (177 amino acids)
Source: RefSeq, a predicted model, not a curated record
CGGGUCCGCACAAAUUUCCUCCAUAAAUGCCGCGCCGCGCCGCCCGCUUUCAACGUAUCCAACCAAACCUCCCCGAAAACCAAGAAACUAAGAAACCCAUUUCAUCGAACACCUUCCGCGCAUUCACCGCCGGCGAGCAUGGGGAACGCCAUUGGAGCCAAGCGGAAGACCGCAAAGGUCAUGAAGAUCGAUGGCACCACCAUCCGCUUCAAGGCUACAGCCACCGCCGGCGACGUGCUCCGUGACCACCCCGGUUACUCUCUCCUCGAGUCUGAAGAAGUUCGGCAGCUCGGCAUCCGCGCCAGACCUCUCCCUCCUGACCAACUCCUGAAACCGAAAAAGCUCUACUUUUUGGUAGAACUCCCACGGUUGCCGGACCAGCGAGUUCCUCGCCGGGCUUGGUCCGGCGCACUGCACGUCAGCGCGAAGGAGAGGCUUGAGAGCCUCAUGCUCUCGCGUCGCGCUGUCUCCGAUCUGUCCGUCGGGAAGGCCUCGGUGGAGGAUGGGGCGGUGCGGUUGAAGAUGAGGUUGCCGAGGUCUCAGGUGGCGAAGCUCGUGGCGGAGAGCAAGGAUUCGGCCGAGGUCGCCGAGAAGAUCGCUAAUCUUUGCGUUUCCAACACCGAUGGCCCUGGUUCCCGGUCGCCCAACCUCGACGGCGCCGCAUCGCCGUGAGAAACGAACUCGAUUUCUUCCAAUGCCUGAUGAGAUAACAGUGUAGAAAUUAUAAAGAACACAACCCUGUACUCUGGAGAAGCACCGAAAAUUCAAGAGGUUGAACAUGAGAAGCUGCUGCUGAUUGCUUCCAAUUCGGCCGUAUUUAUUGCUUCUUCAUCAGUCUAUACAUUAGUUCUUCGUACACGAAAAAAUAAUAUUAGGAUGAAGAAUGGAAGGUAUAGUCUCUAGUGUUUGUGCGAAUGUGAAAAUCUUUUGUAUUACAUAGAAAAUAUACAUGCUUGUUCAAAGGGCUAUCCCUUUCUUUAGCAUGCUUUAAAAUGGAGCUUUUUGUGAAUUUAGUGGAUCUCAUGUCAAAGGGAGCAUGUUACUUGCUACCACUCAUUGAAAUAUUGGUAAUUGUUAGCAUCUUUGAAUAAAAAGCAGUGGGUUGGUGUAGAAGAUGAUGUCUGAUGAAACAAGGAAAAAGAAGGAUGGUUGAUGCAUCC